Messenger RNA from Centropristis striata (black sea bass), 6913 nucleotides. It is a transcript of the gene trps1, whose product is annotated as trichorhinophalangeal syndrome I. The record is from RefSeq and is a predicted model, not a curated record. Gene Ontology annotation, biological process: regulation of transcription by RNA polymerase II. The coding region runs from base 1 to 4527 and encodes 1508 amino acids. Lineage: Eukaryota; Metazoa; Chordata; Actinopteri; Perciformes; Serranidae. The transcript has 11 exons. Gene Ontology annotation, molecular function: RNA polymerase II transcription regulatory region sequence-specific DNA binding; DNA-binding transcription factor activity; zinc ion binding. Gene Ontology annotation, cellular component: nucleus.
AUGGUGAGGAAGAAGAAUCCCCCUAUCCGGAGUGUGGGAGAAUCCUCUGACCGGAUCAGAGGAGAUGAGGAGCAGGAAGAGGAGGAGGGAGAGAGCGAGUGCGUAUCAUCAUCCGUCUCUCCCUCAUCCGUUGGUGAGCUCUAUAGUAAUGAGGAGAGAGGGGGGAGAAGAGGAGGGGGGAGAGCCAAACAAGGAGGAGCGGCGCUGACUGACAGACCCGAGAGCCAGUCAGAGCCCGAGGACGGGGACAAGGGGGGAGAGGAAGGAGAGAGGAGCGAGAGAGACAGAGGGGAGGCAGACCAUCUCACUGCUCCUCUCCUCUCGGCUCCACACCUCCUCCCCAGACAGGAAGGAGGGGAGGAGUCGGCAACUGACACCCCUCCACUUUCCUCCAGCCCCUCUCCUAAACUCCAGGACUUCAAGUGCAAUGUGUGCGGUUACGGUUACUAUGGCAACGACCCCGCUGACCUGGUGAAGCACUUUAGGAAGUAUCACCUGGGCCUGCACAACCGCACACGGCAGGAUGCUGCCCUCGACACACACAUCCUGGCCCUCCACAACAUGGCUCCCCAACACACACCUCUAGAUAUACAGACGGGACAAGGGCAGAGGAACCAAGCCAAAGAGUUGGGGAAGACGAGACCAGAUAUGCACAUUCAACAGCACAGGACAGUUAUGAUGAACGGCACAUAUGACGUACAGGUGACGCUGGGUGGCACGCUGAUUGGGAUUGGCCGUAAAACCUCUGACUGCCAGGGGAAUACCAAGUACUUUCGCUGCAAAUUCUGCAACUUCACCUACAUGGGGAGUAAUUCCUUAGAACUUGAACAACACUUUGUGUCCUCGCAUCCAAAUAAAGUCAAAACUCCACCAUCCACACCCCUGCUGGCCACCAAUAACCUGGCAACGCACGACAACCAGGGGAAGGGGAGGAGUCAAGUCCUAGAUGGGGCGGAGCGAGUGGCAGUGAGAGCGGAAGACGAUUCCUUGGUCGGGUACUCGAUCCCAGUCAGGGCGUGUUCAGAUUCGUCAAGCUGGACAGGCGAGCCAGGUCGAGAUGCUGUGCAGACAUAUUAUUGGUGUAAAUUCUGUAGCUGGAGCUGUGAGUGGUCAGGGGGCACGGCAAAGCUUUUAGAGCACUAUGAACAAAGACAUAGGAUCAGCACGGGAGGUACUAUGAGCCCCAGCAACUCUAAUCCUGGGGGGAUGGACAGAGAGAGGGAGAGAGGAGGGAGAAGAGAAGGAGGAGAAAGAAGCCACAUGUCAUCCAAAAGCCGCAAAGAUCUAUCAUCCAACCCUUCAAGCACCAGCCAAGGAGACCCAAACAGCAGCGAUUCUGAAGCAGUCGUGACCAGUUAUAACUGCCAGUUGUGUGAUUUCCGGUACUCGAUGGCCCACAGUGCAGAUGUGAUCGUAGUGGCGCCGUUACUGCUGCACUACCAGCACAACCACUCCAUCCACCGAUGCUGCAUCCAGCACUGCAUGUAUUGUCCGCAGGGGCUCUGUCAGCCGCAUAAACACCUGGGGGAGGUGUCUCACCCCUUUGCGUGUCGGAAGCCCACCUGCCCUAAAUGCUGUUCCAAGUUCCUUCCGUCCACCAAGCAGCAGGACACCGUCGGAUCGAAACCCGCUACCGCCACCUCACCCAGCAUGACCCCUCCUAAUCCUCGAGGUAACCCCGGUAUGAUUUCAGGAUCAACCUUUCACCCCUCUAACCCUGCCCAUCCUGUUGUCACACAAGGUGUCACUCAUUUGUGUGACCAGUGUGCGUUUGCCACCACUGACAUCGACGUGUUGCUCCAGCACUACGAGAGCUGCCACACCCUGAUUAACCUUAAGGGGGCACCGCCACAUGUCAAGGCUGAGGACGAGACUGGGGGAGACAAGGAAGGGGGGAAAGGAGGAGGAGAGAGGGAGUACUCUUGUACAAAGUGUCACUUCAUCACCGAAGUGGAAGAAGAGAUUUUUAGACACUACAGGCGUGUCCAUGCGUGUUGCCGUUGUAGACACUGUGACUUCACAGCUCCUGAUUCAUCAGCCCUCCUCGACCAUUUUAACUCGGCCCACUGUCACGACUCCUCUCCCUCAUUAAGCUCAUUGACAACAAACUCCUUACCCACCUCGGUGACGCCUUCGUUAACACUCUCAGCCAAUGGCUGCUCAGCUCCCUCUACCUUAGCCAUUAAAGAAGAAAGCAAGGGGGAUCUUCGCCUCCUGUACUCCCUUGCACCGCCCGAGGGACGGUUGGCAGAAGGAGGCAGAGAAGAGGCAGGAGGGGUGGUAAAAAGUGAGGGAGGUGAGGAGAAGGAAAGAGAGCGGGAGAAAGGCUGGGUUCUUGGGGAGACAAGAGGACUAGGAGAAAGGGGAGGUGAGCAGGCCCACGGUUUACUCUGGGUGCCCAAGGAGCAAAUGGGACCCGAAAGAGGAGUAGAAAGAGGAGCGGGAGGUGUGAGCCCCUCUCUUUUCUCCUCCCCCCUGCCACUGUCGUUUGUUUCAGCCAAUCACGAGGCCUCGCAGCAAAAAAGAGGUGUGGCCUCACCAAGCAUGGUUUACCUGGGAGACACCAAGUCGUUUUUGGGAGAUACCAAGUCGUUUUUGGCAGAUGCCAAGCUGUACGGAGGAGGAAGGCCAGGAGGAGCCGCUGCGGGUGGAGGUGGAGGUGGAGGGGAGAAACGGAGCCAGAUGCCUCAGCAGUACACAGGAGGAGGAGGAGGGAGCGGAGGUGGAGGAGGACAGGAAAAAGGAGGAGCGAAAGAGGAGUCCCAAUCCCUUCUACGGCUGCUGGGCAAGCGGCGCAGAGGCAGUGGGGUCUUCUGUGCAAACUGUCUGACCACCAAGACAUCAUUGUGGAGGAAGAACGCUAAUGGAGGCUACGUAUGCAACGCAUGUGGUUUAUACCAAAAACUGCAUUCGACACCCAGACCUCUAAACAUCAUAAAGCAGAACAACGGCGAACAAAUCAUCCGGCGCCGAACCCGAAAACGCAUCAACCCUGAUUCGCUGUCGUCCGAGACCCCCGCCCCAAAACAACAACGCAUCACCAGCGAAGAGCGCGUGAACGGGGUGGAGUCAGACAGAAGCUGUGCGUCAAUCAAAAACCAGCAGCCUUCCCCUCGCUCCCGCUCGCCCCGCUCCACUCAAGCCUUCCUCGCCAAUCAAACGUUGGAGAUCCACCGACGCAUGCCUCCUCUGCUGCUUCCUUCACAUCCCCCCUCCUCACUGGUAGCCGAGGGCAACGGGGGCAUCGUUGAGGGCGGCAUAAUAUCAAAAGUAGAGGGCGGUAAAGGAGGAGGGGGGUCCGAAAGAGGAAGUCCUAUUGAAAAGUACAUGCGUCCAUCCAAACCGUCUAGUUAUUCGCCUCCUGGUUCGCCCAUUGAAAAGUAUCAGUAUCCUCUGUUCUCCUUACCCCUGCCAUUAACCCUCUCGCCUGAUCUGACCCCGGAGUCGGAUUGGCUCCGAUUCUGGACCAAGUAUAAGAUGGCAGCCGCCUCUGGGGUACCUGGUAGCAUCAGUAACCUAAGCAGCCCCGGUAGCCUCGGAAAUAACGCCCAGUAUCUCGGUGCAAUGGUGGCUCCAGGACAGCAUCAUCAGCAAAGCUACACGGUGCCUUACUGCGCCUCUCCCUACUCUCCUCUCCCCCCUCCUCCAGCUCCUCCUCACUACCCUCCUCCUCCUAUUCACUCCCAAACCUCCUCACCGUCAUUAGAAAACGACGCUCCUUUGGAUCUCGCAAUAAGACAAAGAGAUACAAUCGCCGCAAACGCUCACAUGACAACAAACGGUGCGGAGAGGAGAAGGCAAGAGUCGCCGUUGGCUGAGAGGUUAAGAGAGAACUGGAAAGGAGAGAAAGAAGAGGAGGAGGAGGAGAGGAUGGAUGAAGGAGGGAACGAGAGGGAGGAGAUGGUAGAGGAGGAAAAGGAGCAUUUGACAAAGAGUCGGUCAAGUGUCCUGUCGAGUCGCGCCAUGGUGGAUGUGGCCACGCAGGACGACCUGACCAACCGCUGCAUCCACUGUGGGAUCUAUUUCCUGGACGAGGUCAUGUAUGCCCUGCACAUGAGUUGCCAUGGCGACCAGGGACCAUACCAAUGCAGUUUUUGCCUCCACGUGUGUGCAGAUCGCUACGACUUCACCACACACAUACAGAGGGGCUUACACAGGUACACAGACAAAUCGUCACAAAAGAGGCAAGACGGCCUAAUUCAGAGCGCCGCGGCGACAUCGGAGCACGAGGAUCAAAAUGCGGCGCCAGAGGAAAACGAUGAAGGUGAUCAUAAAGAGAUCGCAGAUGAAAGCGAUGAUGUCAUAGGAGUUUGCAAUGACAACCAAGCAAAUCAAACUACAGGCAAUGAAGCCUCUGACAAUGAAACAGAAGUGGAAAAGGUGGAAAAAGAAGAGGGUCAGGACAUAUCAGACCAGGAACUGGGAGAUGAGACGGUGUCAGAUAGUAAUGACGACGUCACAAAAACCACAGAGGUCACGACUGUUGCUGAAUCUAAAAACUCAGAUGACAACACAGAGAGUAAUUAAUCCGAUGCCUUUGACUCACUCAAACCUUUAAGAACGUGUUUUAUUGAAUGAAUAAGCUGUCUGCCUCCUUGUUCCUGGAGGCUAGCUCAUGUCAAAAUGGGCCUAUCCUGGGCACUAAAUGGAACACAUCCUUAUGCUGGAAGCACUCGGCUGUCAAAUGGUCAGAAUCAUUUUAGGAUCCCGCUGAAAUGCUGCAGGGACAGUUUGGAGAAAUAGCCCGAAUCCUGUGUUGAGUGACGGUCACUUGACAGCUCUGUGGCAAGUCUUCAACAACAGAGUCCGGGCAUGCAGCUGAAAUCACCUUUAAUAAACAGCCACUUCAUGUGCUUUCCAAAUAAGAGGAUUGGAAGCUCGACUGAAAGUUGGACUGGUCUCAUUUAGGAUGAGUUUGAGGAGCUCAGCACUUGCACAGCCACCAUACAGCAGAGCAAAAAAAAAUGCUAGAAGCAAAACACUUUAACUGAACUGAGCUGAUCUGUUAUGCUAAACUGAACCCCAAGCUGGUCCAAACUAGUCUGAAGCAUCAUUCAGACCGUUUUAUCUAGGUACAACCAGAUCUGAUCUGGUUAGAACUACUUUGUUCUGGUCCAGAGCGUGUUUUUGACUGUUUCACCGCUGUGCAAAUGGAUCCAAAACCAAAACUUACUUUGACUCUUUGAAACUGGUCAGUUAAACCAGUUUGUUCUGGUUGCAGUUCAGCUGGUUUGUUGCCACGGUACAAAAAGAUAAUUUCUCUCACUUGUGCCCUGUUGUUUUUGGAACUGGUAAGAUCUCCACCGCUGCAAAGAGCCCACAAUGGGAGACUGGUUGGGUUUGACUUGACUGUGACUUUCUGAACUGCUUGAUACCAGUUUGAACUGGUAAAACCGGAGUGAUUCCGGACCGAAGUGUUCUCUUCAUCCAUUUGGAUCAAACCAAGUGACAUUAUUUUCUACCUUCCUCCGUGCCAUGAUACUAGCUACGUGCCUGGCUGCCUGCCUAAUAGAACAACCAUCUAUUAACCUGCUUAACAUUUAUAUUAAUGGUAAUAAUGGUAAUAAUAAUUAUGAUGUUAUAGUACAAAACAUGCAAUUUGCUACACUUUCCUAUAUAAUAUGUUAUUUUGUAAAGGCAAAUAAUGUUUGUUUUUUUGCAGGAAAUGGUACUUAAAAAAUUAGUGUAUUUGAGUUUUAAUCCUUUUGAGCUAUUUGUUUGUGUUCUUAUGGAGACUUCUAACCGCCGUCUAACAGAAAUGGUACAGCAAAAGAGUUGGGUUGUGUGUAUGUGUGCAUUUGUGUAAUUGCGUCUGUGUGUGUAAGGAUCAAAGGAAUGCGUCCGUCCCCAAACGAUGAUGUAAACAUAAUGAAGGCUUACGCUCGGUAUUUCAGUCCUCAGGGGUCACACGUGUUGCACACCAACCCACCUGUUUCAUAGCAUGUGACACAUCAUUUUUACAUUUUCAGUGCUCUAAUGGUUUUAGCAUGUUACUUUAUGUUCUCUUACGUUCUCUUAUGUUCUUUAUCAUGUGUUAAUAGGUCAAAAUGGUCUUAGUAUGUAACUUUUUUUUCUGUAUGUCUUUCAAAUGUUUGUUAGGUUAAAUGGUUUUAUAGAGAGACUUAGGGAGAUCAACCCUAAAUGUUAUCAUAAGGAUCAAUUAUUUGGGUUAACUGUAUGAACUUUUGCUCUGUAUUGAGUGUACAGAGCUUCUUGCCUACAGUGUUUUAUUCAGCCUAUAGAGUUUAGUAGGUUACCUCUAUGUAGCAUGUUAGCAUCUUAUAAAAUCUGCAAAAUGCCUUUUCAAUGGAUGGGAACUGUUACACGUUAGACCGAAAUGAAAAAAAAAAACAACAAGAUGAUGUUACAUUUUAUAAUUCACUCGAGAAAAAAGACUCAUGUUGCUUUCAACUCCAACUAACUCAUCCCACUUCUCUGCCAUUCUCUACACACCUUAUGGUCUUUAAACCAAAUUUCCAUCGUUUUUUUUUUUCAAGUCGUGACAGUCAGGUCCGUGAAAUUCCCUCUACCCUUCAGAAUGGAGCAACAUAGUGGCCAUUUUGUUUAUUUUUAUAAAGAGAAAAUCACUUCUCCUGCCUUGCUGCCUUAGUUGCUAGAAAACAAACAAAAAAAUCACCAAGGGACUCCAUUGAAGGAAGUAAUAAUAGGCCGAGAGAAAAUAAAGGACAAUGAAUGAGAACAAGAUAUUUUUCUAUGCUUAUCCAAAAGACAUGAAUGAAUAAUAUUCCGCCUAGUGCCUGGUAACUUGUACAGUUUUUCUAAUAAGUAUAUCUGUCUGUGUCGGAAAGUUAUGUAAGUUAUGAGUCACAUCAGGCAGAAGUUGAGCAAAGAGACUGUGAGAUUUAAUUACAUUGAAGAGAUCAGUUGUCUAUUAUAAUGCUUGAUUUCAUCC